CUCUCUGUGUCCUUUCCUCACGCUCAAAAUUAGGGUUUUCCAGUAGAGCUUAGGCGCCUCAAGAUCUUCUUCCAACCCUAAAGAUGGCAACCACUCCUCCGAUCGAGUCCGUGCAGUGUUUCGGCCGCAAGAAGACCGCCGUUGCAGUCACCUACUGCAAGCGGGGCCGUGGUCUAAUCAAGAUCAAUGGAUGCCCAAUCGAACUGGUUGAGCCAGAGAUCCUUAAAUUCAAGGCCAUCGAGCCCAUCCUCCUCUUGGGCCGACACCGUUUCGCCGGAGUCGACAUGCGUAUUCGCGUCAAGGGAGGUGGUCACACUUCUCAGAUCUACGCCAUUAGGCAGAGCAUAGCCAAAGCCCUAGUUGCUUACUACCAGAAGUACGUGGACGAGCAGAGCAAGAAGGAGAUCAAGGAUAUCCUAGGUAGGUACGACAGGACCCUUCUCGUUGCUGAUCCCAGACGCUGCGAGCCCAAGAAGUUCGGUGGUCGUGGAGCUCGUGCCAGGUUCCAGAAGUCUUACCGUUGAUUUUCGCCAACCCAGAAUGCGAAGAUGGAAGAGGUCUUUUUUUUUUUUUACUUCUUUUUGUUUGGUAAUAUUUAUGUUUUUGGGAUUUGUUGGUUUCAGUAGUGUUAAGAAAUUGUUAUGACUGUUUUUAUCACAUUUGCCCUGAAUUUUGAGUAUGGAGACUCUAUAAUCUUGAUCAAUGGAAUAUUACUAUCUUUAAUUAUGUUGCUCUGAAAA
Molecule: messenger RNA, 740 nt
Organism: Cannabis sativa
Lineage: Eukaryota; Viridiplantae; Streptophyta; Magnoliopsida; Rosales; Cannabaceae
Product: small ribosomal subunit protein uS9
Exons: 1
Coding region: 84-524 (146 amino acids)
Biological process (GO): maturation of SSU-rRNA from tricistronic rRNA transcript (SSU-rRNA, 5.8S rRNA, LSU-rRNA); translation
Cellular component (GO): cytosolic small ribosomal subunit; ribosome
Molecular function (GO): structural constituent of ribosome; RNA binding
Source: RefSeq, a predicted model, not a curated record